Rotaria sp. Silwood1 is the source of this 318-nucleotide messenger RNA. The record is from the annotation of a GenBank genome assembly. NCBI's taxonomy places the organism in Eukaryota, Metazoa, Rotifera, Eurotatoria, Philodinida, Philodinidae.
AUGUGUUAUCCUAUGGUUAUAGCACGUUUUCUAAUGGCAAAUGUGAUUGAUCAAUUACUUGAACAUCAAAAUCAAAAUGCUAAUACACAUUUAAUAAUUGAUUAUCUUGAUUUAAUAAAAAAAAUUAUUCAAUUACUUGGUUAUUCAGAUUUAUUUGAUUUUGAUCAAUUAUUAAUUUCAACCCAAAUUGGAUCUAUAGAAGAAAUUCGUGUUAGUGAAGCCUUAAAAACAGAUAUUACAUAUCUUUUAUCUUUAUGUGAACAUGGUGAUCUACAUUUACGUGGUGCAUGUGCGAAUUUACCUGCUACAUUAAUUUAA